CGAAUUUUUAGUGGUAAGCCGAAAACGUAUCUUUGAGAAUAACAAAUAUUAUUGUUCUAAACGUGCUACUUGAACACAUUAUACUCUAAAUUAAACAUAUUAACUUAGUAAACGCUUUUCUCGCGCCGUAACUUUCGUGUGACAAAGCUAACUAGCUAGGUAGCUAAUGUCCAUGCUUCAGUGUUGCUUUUGAGGUAUUUUUAAUGAGCCUGUAGUGAUGGCUGGCAGCAGGAUGAAGCUGGAUCUGUCCAGAGUUGUCCAAGGAAGGGGUCGCCUGGGUCUCCUGAAGGAGGUAGGGAGGAUGGGGCAACACUCGGUGGAUAUUCCUGGAUGUCUUCUGUACACGCACCUGGGUAGCGUCCCCCACCUCACCCAGGACACCCUGCACACCAUCAGCUGCCUCCCCGCAGUCACUCAUGUCACCCUAUCCAACAUGGCAGAGCACCAAGAAGUGCUGGAGGAGUUUAAAGGCGGAUUGAAGAAAUUUGCAGGCCUUCAUGAUACGGUGUUGUACUGCUCACUUCAUGACCCUGCAGCCCACUGCCCAACGGGCCACACCACAAACAAGACGGUGUCAGUAUGGGGCAGCGGUGGGCGGAUAGAGCUGACGGCGGCUAAGUUCAUGGCCCUCCAGAAGACGGUGCAGCCAGACUGGUACCAGAGCAUGGCGGAUGGGGAGACCUGGCAGACCGGCACGUCUCGAAAAAGGGUGCGGAAGUCAGUGGACCGAACUUUAGCUCAUUUGGAUGAGUGUCUGACGGUGCAUCAGAAAUCCCAGGACUUGGAAGGAGUCGAUAUUUUCGGGGUGGUGGAGGGAGGGGACAUCUUGGAGGAGCGAGUGCGCUCUGCCAGGGAGACGGCCAAACGGCCCGUGGCGGGAUUCUGCCUCGAUGGCUUCCAGACUGGUGCUAUGGAUCAGGCCCUGAGGAGCCAGCUCAUCACUGCUGUGACUCAGGAGCUGCCUGAGGAUAAACCCAGAUUGCUGCAAGGUGUAGGUCGACCCGAUGAGGUGCUGGAGUGUGUUGAAGCAGGAAUCGACCUUUUUGAGGGCUUCUUCCCGUUCCAGGCGACGGAACGAGGCUGCGCUCUCUGCUUCAGCUUCGACAUCACGCCCAACCCAGAGCGAGCAGCGCCAGAUGAAGAGCCGCACACAGCGGGGGGGACUCAGCUGAAUGGAGAUGUUAAUUGUGAUGAUCAAACGCACAUGACACGCUUCGAGAUGAACCUCAAAGACAAAAGGUAUCAGGAUGACUUCAGGCCCCUGGUGGAAGGGUGUGGCUGCUACUGCUGCCGGAACCACCAGAGGGCGUACGUGCACCACUUGCUAAUGACCAAUGAGCUGCUGGCUGGAGUUCUGCUCAUGAUUCACAACACAUGCCACUACCACAGCUUCUUCAGAGCAAUCAGAGAAGCUUUGGCUAAUGACAAAAUGGACCUCCUCAGGAGGAGCGUGCUUUGGAAUGGAAAGGAGUGAAAGGAAUAAGUUGGAAAAAAGGAAGGGGAAAAGUCAGAAAAUAUUCCUCUUAACUGGCACAAUGAAGUCAAAGGCAACUAUUUUCCAGUCACGGGUUUCUGUAAUGUUGCACAAACCUUCAGAUGACUCACUUUGUAUGUUUGCUAAACCCACAUCUUUAAAUAAUAAAGAACAAAA
Cyprinodon variegatus (sheepshead minnow) is the source of this 1651-nucleotide messenger RNA. RefSeq names its product queuine tRNA-ribosyltransferase domain containing 1 (gene qtrt2). Gene Ontology annotation, molecular function: tRNA-guanosine(34) queuine transglycosylase activity. The transcript has 8 exons. Bases 218 to 1474 code for a protein of 418 amino acids. NCBI's taxonomy places the organism in Eukaryota, Metazoa, Chordata, Actinopteri, Cyprinodontiformes, Cyprinodontidae. The record is from RefSeq and is a predicted model, not a curated record.